Pocillopora damicornis (cauliflower coral) is the source of this 3162-nucleotide messenger RNA. RefSeq lists its product as uncharacterized. Gene Ontology annotation, molecular function: delta(3)-delta(2)-enoyl-CoA isomerase activity. The record is from RefSeq and is a predicted model, not a curated record. Gene Ontology annotation, cellular component: peroxisome. Gene Ontology annotation, biological process: fatty acid beta-oxidation. Lineage: Eukaryota; Metazoa; Cnidaria; Anthozoa; Scleractinia; Pocilloporidae.
GCUCAGCUGAAUGCAAUGAAUCGAACAUGGCAGGGAGUGGGAAGGUCGAGGUUUCUUUCGUGGACAAUUAUGCAAUUCUUUCCAUGAAAAAUGGAGAAAACCGAUUAAAUUUAGAAUUUUUUAAAGAAUUCUAUGCUGCUCUGGAUGAGAUCGAAAGGAAUGAAAAGGUUAAAUUUCUGAUCACCACUGGAGAUAAAAAAUUUUACUCAAAUGGGCUAGAUCAAGAAUUCCUUGCGACAUGUACUCCAGAGGAGUUCAUAGAAACCACAUCUUUGCUUCCUAAAGUCUUGGCAAGAUUAUUAUCAUUUCCCAUGUUAACAGUGGCUGCAUUAAAUGGACAUACCUUUGCUGGUGGAGCACUAUUAGCCCUUGCACAUGACUACAGAGUUAUGAGAACCAAGAAAGGUUGGUUUAGCUUUCCAGAGGUCAAGUAUGGCAUGCGUUUUGGUAUUGGAAAUAACCUGUUGAUGAGAGGGAAGAUAAAGGACCCCAAAGUAAUUGCAGAUGCUGUAUUCAUGGGACGACGGUUUGAAGCAGAGGAGGCUCUGGCUGGUGGGAUUGUCCAUGAAAUCUGUGAUAUUGAAAAACUUCUAGAUACAGCCAUACGGAUGGGAAAGGCGGCUGUAGGCAAUAACAACUUGAACAGAAAUAGUGUUAUGCAUUUAAAAUCAGAUUUCUAUAGUGACAUCAUUAGUGGCCUUCAAAGUGAAAUUUUAACCGGUAAAGGGCUUCUGAAGAGCUUUGAAUUUUUUGGAAGAAAGUCAAAACUCUAAAAGAGGAUUUGGCCUAUUGUAAAAACUCCAAAUCAAACAUUGUGAUGGGCGUAAUUGUAUUAAUUUGAACUUUUCCUGAGAGACAUGCUUUGUGAUCAUAGAUGACGUAAGGAGAUGUGGUGACCGGAAAGAUUUUUCUCGUUAACGCGAAGCACUUCCAUAAGUAACGAAGUUUGGAAACCGGUUAUAAGGAGUUAUUCCAAGGAAUCAAGGCGGGCUGUUUUGAGAACGAUCACCGUAUAACGCUAUAGCGUUUUAAAAGAAAGUGGCAGUCACAGAGGCAAUCCUGUGUUUAUAGUGUCGUACCUUUUUCCGGACUCGUACCCUUGUCGCCAUUUACGUAUUGUGUUAGAAGAGAAGACUGGAUACGAGGAUGGAUUGAGGUGAGCAGGGUGUCAAACAGGGCCAGUCCAUAAAACCAGGAGCUACACCCCCUACUUUUUGCGAAAAGUGCGCGGGUUCCCUAACGUCCCUUGCGAACCAGUACAGGAGAGAAGAUGCAGGAGACGGGGCUUAAGGUUUAUCGUCCUUAUCCGAGAUCACCAGAAUGUCAAACCGUUUUCAGAUGUCGUAGCUUAGGCAGCACAUUUUCCUCAAUUAAUUUAAGACCCUGAGUGUUGAUCAUAUCUGGGGCUUGAACCUCGACCUGUCGCACGGCAGUCCAGCGCUCUAUGAAUAAGUUAAUCAAGCGCUACUUUAAUCAGUAUCACUCCGUCACACUUCUUGACGCGUGUCAGGUACUAAAUGAACCAUUUGAACGAUUCAGUGAAUGUUGAUAAUAAAAAUGAUUUCAUUUCAGGAAGACUUCGAAACAUAUUUAAAGCAGGAAACGGUUGAGCACAAUUAGUUUUUACUAUUUUUGCAAAUGGUUUUGUUCUUAAUGUGCUUUGUAAAGUUACACCUGAUGAAUAAAUAACUUGAUAUGGGAAGUGAUCAGUAAACGGUUCAGUACAGCUUUCAUAAUAAAUUCAUUAGGAACAACUAUCAUGAGCGCAUGGAAAAAGGUUUAAUGUUCCUCCAAAGUGUGACAUGAUUGCGAUUUGAAUAUGUUUUCACAUCAAUUCCUUAAAAAAUUUUGUGAGUUGUGGUUAUGUUAAACUUGUUGAUUACUAUUCAACUUCGUUCUUGCAGAACGCCUCAUGGAAAACUUUUAAUUAACUGUUUAAAAUGCUAAAAUCUGAGGCCUUAAUCACGCAACUGUAGAGUUUGUGUGGAUGACGGUGUCACUUUUUUUUAUUGACAAGCUAUGGACCAAUCGAAAUGUUUCAGAACAUUCUAGGCGUUACCCCUCUUUUUGUCUUAUUUUCCAGAAGCUUUAAAUCUCGCUCAGCAGGAUGCCGGAAACGACUGGCUUAGUGGUCGGUAUUCAAAGGAACAUCGCCGAUCAUUUAAAUCAGGAAAAUGAAUGGCAUGAACAGCCAGCAGCCACAACGAGUUGUGAUUCAGUAUACGAGACCAGUAACCUGUCCGCAUCAAAACUUUGGCUGCUUCAUAUAUGUCUGGAAUUGUGUCUUUCAGUUCCUGAAUAUUUCGUGCGCAAUCUGUUGUAUAGUUGUUGGUGCCUUUCUGUGUGCGGCUGUUUGGUAUGUCGGAGUGCCUCUCAUUUUCGCGGGACUUUUGCUACUCAGUGUCUCAUGUUGGAUUUGCUACUACGUCAUAACGGGAAGAAACGAUCAAGGAAGAACUGAAAGCCAAGUUUUUUAUGUGACUGGGGUGUCAAGUGCACCCGCCAUGCCUUACACAAGUCAAACAGAAUUCAUGACAAAAUCAGCCACGACGACAGGCGCUGCUGGUCAUGCAUCAACAACCUCAAGUCAAUUGCUCACGCAACAACGCGUACAAAUUCCGGACAACCCGAAAUCGCCCACGGCGGGAUCGUGUCCACUGAAUAACCAACUACCUGUAUAUCUAGGAGAACCUCCACCAUCCUACGAAAGUAUUGUUUACCAAAGAGAAGUUAACAUUUCUGCAAGCGCAACUCCAAGUCCACCUCCUGUUGAGGAAAUGGGUUAGUUGAAAAUCUUAGAUCAACACGAACUGCUCUCUUAGAUAUGAUCUGCAAUUCACCUUAAGGAGGAAAAUCAAAAUUAACAGAGGAAUGGAAAGACUAUAUCCUAGCUAACCUCCAUGAGUUCUUUCUGUUCUUUGAUCAAGACAUAGUUUCGAAACAUUGCCUAGAAUGAGUACCCAGUCUCGGCUGAGUAUGGUUACCUUUUCGACAUUCGUAUGCGAGACAAGAAUAUAUUUAUAUCCUUUUUAGACAUUAAGUAUUUCUGUCAAGACGUAAGAAACGUAGCUUCGAGAGCAGCCAGUUGAUCCUGUUUGGUAACCCUUGUACUCAAUAAAAAUUAAUCUUUUCACAAAUUUAAGUAUCACGGCUCUUCUAAGA